Cornus florida is the source of this 1420-nucleotide messenger RNA. RefSeq lists its product as uncharacterized. The record is from RefSeq and is a predicted model, not a curated record. The transcript is spliced from 8 exons. Lineage: Eukaryota; Viridiplantae; Streptophyta; Magnoliopsida; Cornales; Cornaceae. The coding region runs from base 132 to 1256 and encodes 374 amino acids.
CACACAUAUAUAUAGACACGCACAAUAUUGGAGUAUAGAGGGGGCAAAGGGAGGUCUGUGAGAGAGAGAGGUGGCGUAAGCUUCUCCUACUUGCGGAAGGAGGAAUCAUUUGGAAGAGAAGAGGUGUUGCAAUGGGUGCAGAAUUUCAGCCUUCAAAGAACAAUCACGAAGAAGAAGUGGAGUGUGAUUCAGGUGAUAGUGCUCCUCAUCCUCUCAUUCUCGGACUCCAACCCUCUGCCCUCAUCGACCAUGUGGCCAGGGUCGAUUCCUCUCUUCUCUCCCAAAUCCCCGGAGAGUCCGGUGGCUCCUUCCCGGUUGCAAUUGAAGAGCUCGAGUACAUAUUGAGGGAGGUGAAAACCCAUAUGCUUUCUUUACCAAAUGAUCCAUCUUAUAUGAAGACAAUUGCUGGGGGCAGUGUUGCUAAUACUAUUAGAGGACUAGCUGCUGGCUUUGGCCUCUCCUGUGGUAUAAUUGGAGCCUACGCGGAUGAUGAGCAAGGCCAUUUGUUUAAAAGUAACAUGAGCUUUUAUGGGGUGAAUAUCUCAAGAUUGAGGAUGAAAAAGGGACUUACUGGUCAGUGUGUUUGCUUGGUUGAUUCAUUGGGGAAUCGUACAAUGCGGCCUUGUCUCUCAAGUGCUGUUAAAAUUCAGGCAGAUGAGUUAACGAGAGAGGAUUUUAAAGGUUCCAAGUGGUUGGUAAUGAGAUAUGCAGCAUUCAAUUUGGAACUUAUUCAUGCAGCUAUUACGAUUGCCAAACAAGAGGGCAUUUUUAUCUCCUUAGAUUUGGCCAGCUUUGAGAUGGUUCGAAAAUUCAGAUUACCUCUUCUACAAUUACUGGAGUCAGGGAACAUAGACCUUUGCUUUGCGAACGAGGAUGAAGCAACAGAGUUGCUAAGGGGUGACCAAGUUGCUGAUCCUGAAGCUGCUCUAGAAUUUUUGGCCAAACACUGUCGAUGGGCCGUGGUAACACUGGGCCCUAAUGGAUGCAUUGCAAAACAUGGAAAAGAGAUUGUCCGGGUUCCGGCAAUUGGGGAGUCAAAAGCAGCUGAUGCCACUGGAGCAGGGGACCUGUUUGCAAGUGGGUUUUUGUAUGGAUUGGUGAAGGGACUAUCACUAGAGGAAUGCUGCAGAGUGGGCUCAUGCAGUGGUGGUUCUGUUAUUCGUUCUCUCGGGGGCGAGGUAACACAGGAAAACUGGCAGUGGAUGUAUAAGCAAAUGCAAACCAAGGACCUCCCUGUCCCUGAACCUGGCAAAUGAUGUGCCUUGAAGAAGAUUAAAUCUCUUUUCGGGGUCAUCACGGAAUGUGGUUACUUCUCGAGUCUUUUUCAUUUUUUAUCAAUUUUAAGCAUAAAUUAUGAAGUUGAAUUUUGGAACUACUGGUUCGUUUAAUGCAUGCAAGACCACUUUAUUUGUCGACAAAA